Haliotis rubra (blacklip abalone) is the source of this 2271-nucleotide messenger RNA. RefSeq names its product serine proteinase stubble-like. Gene Ontology annotation, biological process: proteolysis. Gene Ontology annotation, molecular function: serine-type endopeptidase activity; chitin binding. The coding region runs from base 448 to 2130 and encodes 560 amino acids. The record is from RefSeq and is a predicted model, not a curated record. The transcript has 6 exons. Gene Ontology annotation, cellular component: extracellular region. NCBI's taxonomy places the organism in Eukaryota, Metazoa, Mollusca, Gastropoda, Lepetellida, Haliotidae.
CGAAAUUUUUAAACCGAUCAUCUGCGUCUCUUGUAAACAGACAGUGGACUUGUUGCCAAACUGGACGCGGUGCAUCUGACAGCUAUCUUACUCCGCCUCCUCGCGCUCUUCGGCCUAUGGCUGGUGUCGUCUGCUAGCCAGUUUGAGCAGGCGACUCGAGCAAACACCACAAAAAAGGUGCCUCUGGCUUUCAUUACCACACUGUUGACUAAAGAGUUUUGGCGGCCGCUGGCUUCAUCGCAACCAUUCUUUUUCUCAAUGUCUCCCUAGAUCUAGUCUCGGGGUCUGGACAAGGGUUAAGAGCAGACGACAGCCGCCUUGAGCGGUCCGUGUGCUUUAGGUUAGGCCUGGAGCGCCUGUGAUCAGUGUGUUAAGGAGGGAUAUACGUUUACAGUGAAAUGGCGGACUUAAAUAAGGCAGUGUAUGUGUUUUUACUUUUAAUGAUAUAUGGAAAUACUUGUUCAUACGGAGCAAGGCGGCGCACAAGGAACACUUCCCAAGUCCCCAUGUACUUCAAUGGGCAUCCAGUGGGUGAGGCAUCCUGAAAACUGUUCUCAAUAUUAUAUAUGUGGGUUUGGUAAGCCUCGCUCACUCGCAUGUCCUCAUUAUUCUGUGUGGUCUAAUAAAUAUAAAAAUUGUGUGCCUGCACUGUCAAGGUGGGAUGAUUGUAAUAAGAUCGACAAGCCUAGGUGGGGACAAUAUCCCAUUUAUACACCUCCUUCUAACAGGGUAAGGACUACAACAGAAAGUGUUACAUUCCCUCCGCAAACGUCUCCGGCUACGUGGGAUAGAACUACUGCAUGGUGGCAGCGAACGUCAAUACCAUGGCAACAACGCACAUCGCCAUCUUGGAAACGUACAACGUCCCGAUGGCGGCGACGGACAACACCGUGGCAGUGGACGACGUAUAGGUGGCAUACGACGACGAUGCCAUGGGAGACGACUACAUACACUUGGCAAACACAAGAAUGGAGAACCAACGCGCCAUCAUGGCGAACGAAAGCGCCCGAAUGGCGAACGGAAGCACCCGAAUGGAGAACAAAAGCACCCAAAUGGAGAACAAAAGCACCCGAAUGGAGAACAAAAGCACCCGAAUGGAGAACAAAAGCUCCUGAAAUGCACACAGAUGCACCCGAAUGGAGAACGAAAACUCCAAUAUGGCGGUCGAAAAAACCUGACUGGUGGACAAAGUCCCCCAGAUGGAGAACGAGAUACCCCCGAUGGCAAACCACAACAUUGUGGAGAACGACAUCGACGACAACUACUUCUACUACAACAACAACCACAACUACAACACCAACUACAACCACUACCACAACCACAACUACACCGCCUACUACAGAACGGAUAUCUACAAAACCCAUCUCUAUACCUGAUAGGAAACAAAGUUCUACAAAAAUACCUAACUACAAUGCAGAAUGUGGAGUGGCAAUUACAAACAUGAUUGUGGGUGGUAUCCCGUCCUCAGAAGGAAGAUGGCCUUGGGUUGUCUCUCUUCGACUGACGUGGGCCAAACGUCACGUGUGUGGCGGUACCCUCGUUCACCCUCAAUGGAUAGUGACGGCGGCACAUUGUGUGCAUGGGAACCAGUUUGAGAAAGCCGGCGACUGGAGGGCCGUGUUCGGAGAGCACCAGCAGGGCGUCAACUCAGGAAGGGAGACCCGACGGGAGAUCGAUCUCAUUGUCAAAAAUCCCGAGUUCGUGAACGGUGGCAACUACCCCAACGACAUCGCGUUGAUGCGGCUGAAGGAGGCGGUUGACGUCACGGGCUUCAGUAUCAGACAUGCAUGUUUACCCUCAAAGGAAGAGCAGUUCGAGCCUGAGGACGACUGUUGGAUUAUGGGAUGGGGGGAAACAAAAGACUUCGAGGACCAGAGUCUUCUGCAGGAGCUCAAGGUGACAGUGAGGACAAACAACGAGUGUGCCGCUAGGUGGGGCUGGAAGCGCAUCCUCAACUCCCACGUGUGUGUGGGCAAUGGAGAUGGCGGCGCCUGCAAUGGGGAUUCCGGCGGCCCGCUCGUUUGUUCUCGUGGCGGUUACUAUUUCCUCGUGGGUGUGACAUCAUGGGGAGUCAGUGGCUGUCAGACAUCAGGCUACCCCCAGUGUGUUUUCACGUGUUUCGUUCUAUGACAAAUGGAUACAGGAUAUGAUACGGACGUACUCAAAGAAAUCAUAAAAAGGCAACUAAUAGACAAUUUUAUAUAUAUGUGAAAUAUUAUACAUACAUAUGGUAAAUAGAUUGUAUAUUGUAAAUAAAUAUUUUUGUUCUUA